Molecule: messenger RNA, 543 nt
Organism: Ruditapes philippinarum (Manila clam)
Lineage: Eukaryota; Metazoa; Mollusca; Bivalvia; Venerida; Veneridae
Exons: 3
Coding region: 1-543 (180 amino acids)
Source: RefSeq, a predicted model, not a curated record
AUGGUGGUUUAUGCAAGACAUUCUUUCUGCAUGCCGAUAGAAGAACGUAUAGAAACAAACACUCCAUAUCCAAGAUUUGCCAAUGAUACUGACUUGGCCAGAGUCAGUCUGUUUUUUUACUGUGAUAGUCAAGUGAACCAGAUGGAUAUAACAGAGGAUUUAAUUAACGAUAUUCGUAAACAGUUUGCCGAUCAACUAAAUUGUUCAUUGACCUUUGUUGAUAAUAUACUAAUGGCCCAGUCAGACAUUAAUACGUUUGAAAUGAGACUAGAUAUUGUCAAUCAAGGAAGCAUUAAAGAACUGGAAAACGUCCUGUAUAAAUUUCACAAAGCCGCCGACAAAGGGCAACUGCGUAUAUCAACUGCAUAUGCAAAUCUGACCUCGAUGGUGAAAAGCGUGGUGUACAGACAGAUGAUAUACGGAUUCUCGAGAACAACAAAGAAAAAGAGCAGAGGCGAUUAUUUUAUUGUUGCAAGCUUUCUUCCUUUGGUUAUUGUAUUCAGUCUGGUUGUGAUAGUUGCAUGGAAAAACAUGGCAUUAUGA